CACCGGCGCCCUAGUAAGAAGUAUCUAGAUUUUUCUGGCAAUAUAUAUCCCUCUGUUCUUCUGCAAAACAAAGCACCUGUCUGCAGCAAAAAACCCUCAAGCCAAAAACUCAAUCCAUUUUCAAUCUGUGUAGCGCGAGGAAGAAGCACUUUGAUACGAUGAGCCGUCAUCCUUCUGUCAAGUGGGCCCAGCGUUCUGACAUACUCUUCAUCAAGAUUGAGUUACCAGACGCUAAAAAUGUGAAUUUUAAAUUGGAUCCUGAAGGGAAGUUCUCCUUUUCUGCCGAAGCUGGGGCAGAUAACAGACCAUAUGAACUGGAAUUUGAUCUCUUUGAUAAAGUUGAUGUGAAUGAGAGCAAGUCUAGUAUAACUUCUAGAUGCAUUUGCUACCUUAUAAAAAAAUUGGAAGAGAAGUGGUGGUGCAGGCUACUUAAACAGGAGGGUAAACCUCCAGUGUAUUUGAAAGUUGAUUGGGAUAAAUGGGUUGACGAAGAUGAACAAGAUGAAAAAUCUGGACCUGGUGGUAUGGGCUUUGGUGAUGAUUUUGAUUUUUCGAGCCUUAACAUGGGUGGUGGUCCUGGAGGUUUUGGUGGAGAUUUUGGUGCUGGUGCAGGAGAUGAUAUUGAUGAAGAUGAUGAGAGUGAUACUGAAGAAGAGAACAAGGAAACAGAACCAGUUGCUGCGAGCAGUGGAUCUGAAGAACAUGCUUCAGCUCAAUGAACUCAUGAGGCAGUGGCGAUUUGAGUUGUCCUCCUUCUCUUCAUGUUUCCAUUGUCCUUUAACUCUCAGCCUAUUUCUUUAUAUUUUCAGUCCCUACUACUGUUUGGGAAUUUAACUUAUAGUAGGUUGGGUACUUUCAAUGUUUACUACAAACUGCUGCUGUUAUAUCUUUAGAGUAUUCUGGUUUUCCUUUCAACUACUUUGUGAUUUGUGGGCGUAGAGAGACUUGGCUUUGUCCCAGUUCUUGUAGAAUUAAGAAUUUUAUCAUCCAAGUGCUCAUACGUUUUGAAUUUGAUGAUGAGAAUUUU
This is a messenger RNA of Cuscuta epithymum, 1027 nucleotides long. The record is from the annotation of a GenBank genome assembly. Lineage: Eukaryota; Viridiplantae; Streptophyta; Magnoliopsida; Solanales; Convolvulaceae.